GGCUGGCUCAACUGGCUCGUGAUUUGCGUCGGGGCAACCCAUGGGUCGGCCAAGAAACGUAUCCAACUCGACGCGGCGUUCAACAUCAUGAGGCACAUCACCAACAAGAAGAAUGUGACCGUUCUGGAGAAGAUCGUUGGAGAAGCAGCUAGCAACCUUGCUGGCGGUGGUGUCUCUCCAGGCACAUCCACAGCCGAUGGCCCAGACACGGCUACGGAAGAAGAGAUUUACGAUAGAAGUGGCAUGGACAGCAGUACAGAGGACGAGUAUUGCGUCCCACGGUCGUUGGCUGACAAAUGCGACGACCAGAAACGCAUCCUGAUGGACAUGCGGGCGGAUCUCAUCAGCAUGUCGUUAGAUGAGCUAAAGUGCCGUGCCGUCAAGAAGGAGAUCGCCACCAGUUACAUGGUCGAGCAGCUUCGGUCCUUAAAGGAGGACAUGGGGAAACACCAGCAGCAAAUAGAGCACAUUAGUACCAGUGGAGUCGCGGGUGCCCACGUGUGCGGCCACAUCCUGCAAGAGAAGCUGAAGGAGGAGAAGGUUAACAUCGGCAGCUCCGAAAUCACGAAGAGUGCGGAGCUCUUUGACAUCUUCGAUGGCUACGCUACCGUGGCAACUCAACCGGAGAAGACGGCGCCAAAAGUGGCGCAAUUCAUCGGCAACGAGGCUGAGGAGCAGAUCGAGGCCGACGCCGAAGAGAACAAGGGUCUCGAGAAACAUGGGUCCACCAUGACGGCCGGCAAGUCCAAAUCGGCAAACGCAGGUGAACUCCCAGGAUCCACUGCCGAAGGCGACGCAGUGCCUCAGAGGACCGUGUAUGUCGGCAACAUCGAGUAUAAGUCACCACCACGACAGUUACAUGAGCAUUUCGACAUGUGUGGGAUUGCCAGCAGUAUCACAAUCAUUGUCGACAAGCGUACAGGCAGACCCAAGGGAUCAGCUUUCAUAGAGUUCAUGGACGAGCAGGGUGCCAUCAAUGCAUUGCUCAUGGAUGGGGUUGAAUUCUGUGGCAGGCGGCUGAGGGCCCGCCAGAAAUAUCCGAACAGUGAUCCAGGCAUUGCUGUUUCGCCGAUCAGCGGGUUUGCAGACCGAGUGACCGACCUGUCCAACAUAGCACUCUGCCGUAACGGCGUUGGCGCCAAGCUGCAUCAGUUUGCUUCCAGCUAG
Messenger RNA from Prorocentrum cordatum, 1167 nucleotides. The record is from the annotation of a GenBank genome assembly. Lineage: Eukaryota; Dinophyceae; Prorocentrales; Prorocentraceae.